GGUAACUUUUGUCUUUGACAGAGACCAUGGCCCAGAGGGAAUGGACCCCGAUGGCGUCAUUGAGAGCAAUUGGAAUGAAAUUGUUGACAAUUUUGAUGAUAUGAAUUUAAAAGAAUCUCUUCUCAGAGGAAUUUAUGCUUAUGGUUUUGAGAAGCCUUCAGCUAUCCAGCAGCGUGCUAUUAUUCCAUGUAUCAAAGGGUAUGAUGUGAUUGCUCAAGCACAGUCAGGUACUGGCAAGACAGCCACAUUUGCUAUUUCCAUCCUGCAGCAGUUGGAGAUUGAUCUCAAGGAGACCCAAGCACUAGUUUUGGCCCCUACCAGAGAACUGGCUCAACAGAUCCAAAAGGUUAUUUUGGCUCUUGGAGAUUAUAUGGGUGCAACUUGCCAUGCUUGUAUUGGUGGCACAAAUGUUCGUAAUGAAAUGCAGAAGUUGCAAGCAGAGGCCCCACACAUUGUCGUGGGAACCCCAGGACGUGUCUUUGACAUGCUGAACAGACGUUAUUUGUCUCCUAAAUGGAUCAAAAUGUUUGUCUUGGAUGAAGCUGAUGAAAUGUUGAGCCGGGGAUUUAAGGAUCAAAUCUAUGAAAUUUUCCAGAAGUUAAGCACAAAUAUACAGGUUGUGUUGCUCUCUGCCACCAUGCCAAUGGAUGUGUUGGAAGUGACCAAAAAGUUUAUGAGAGAUCCCAUUCGUAUUCUAGUGAAGAAAGAGGAAUUGACUCUUGAGGGUAUCAAACAAUUCUACAUUAAUGUGGAAAGAGAGGAAUGGAAGCUGGAUACUCUGUGUGAUUUGUAUGAAACCUUGACCAUUACACAGGCUGUUAUUUUCCUUAAUACAAGGAGGAAAGUAGACUGGCUGACAGAAAAAAUGCAUGCUAGGGACUUCACUGUCUCUGCUCUUCAUGGUGACAUGGACCAGAAAGAGCGAGAUGUUAUUAUGAGAGAGUUUAGAUCAGGAUCAAGCCGUGUCUUGAUUACUACUGAUUUGUUGGCUCGUGGCAUUGAUGUGCAACAAGUAUCAUUAGUAAUAAAUUACGACUUGCCGACCAAUCGUGAAAACUAUAUUCACAGGAUUGGCCGAGGUGGGCGUUUUGGCAGGAAAGGUGUGGCUAUAAACUUUGUCACUGAGGAGGACAAGAGGAUCCUUCGGGAUAUUGAGACUUUCUACAAUACUACAGUGGAGGAAAUGCCAAUGAAUGUGGCUGACCUCAUUUAAUCCCUGGGAUGAGAUGUUUUUGGAAUGCGGUGCUCGCUGUUGCUGACUAGGCGAUCCACAACGUGCAUUGUGCUUCUUUCUUGGGGGAUACAUUGAAUCUUGUUUCAAUGCUCAUUACGGAUCAGAAAUAUAGAUUUUUGAUAAGCAAAACGACAUUUUGUCGUGAGCUUUUGUGGGGAGAGCCUUUGGCUUUCUCCUCUUUAGGGUUUAGACUGUUGGGGUUGGGUGGAAAGUCAUGGGGUCUGUAAAUUUUUCCUUUAUUAGAAAUUUAUUUCCUAGUUCUGUAGAAGUGGUAGUACUAGAUGUUCUUUAUCAUUUAAUAAUUUACUUAUGGACUAAAAGGUAUAAGUGCUGUAUAAAA
Messenger RNA from Pogona vitticeps (central bearded dragon), 1574 nucleotides. Lineage: Eukaryota; Metazoa; Chordata; Lepidosauria; Squamata; Agamidae. The record is from RefSeq and is a predicted model, not a curated record.